Molecule: messenger RNA, 7050 nt
Organism: Macrobrachium nipponense
Lineage: Eukaryota; Metazoa; Arthropoda; Malacostraca; Decapoda; Palaemonidae
Gene: EMC1
Product: ER membrane protein complex subunit 1-like
Biological process (GO): protein folding in endoplasmic reticulum
Cellular component (GO): EMC complex
Source: RefSeq, a predicted model, not a curated record
AUGACAACUCAGAAAAGAAAGAAGAAGAUGUGUCGCACUCCUCAGCCGGGUAAUGUCAACAUGUCUCUGGUGAAGAUGACAGGCCAGCGAAUGAUGGCAGGAAAUUUGUUAUUUGUGUCAUUUCUUUUCGUCUUGUCAGUUAUAGCACCGUCGCAAGCCUUAUAUGAAGAUCAAAUAGGGAAAUUUGAUUGGUGUCAGUCUGUUGAUAAAACUUUGGUGUGCGUUGAGCUAAGCCUUGGACUAGUAUUUACACUUCCUCUUACUGCUGCAUCGCCAACAUUUGCAUCUUCUCCGCUGGCCUCCCUUGGAAUGGAUGACCCAUCUAUUAAUCCACAGAUAUCACUGGAGAGGGUUGCUGGAGCUCCUGAGCACAUGGUUAUUCAGGUUGGCAGCUCAAGAAAAUUGGUUCACAUUCACCCAGAUGGACUCCAUAUGGUUAGGGAUUUGAGUGGCUCCCGAGCAUCAGCUAUUGUUGAAGGAGUUCUGUACAGCCUUACUCAAAGUGGACGCGUUGUAACAAUUGAAGCCAUUGAACUUGAAACAGGUGCAGAAAUUGGUGAACAAGGAGUAGUUGUAGAGCUGCCAUUCCAGUCUGGUUCAGUUUUGUCUCUUCACAUAUAUCGCUUUGAGAGGAGGGAUGGAGGCAUGGCUCUCAGAGCAUUUGUAACCUGCUCUGACCAUGCCCUUCAUCUUCUUAGCAGUGCAGGUGUUGUCUGGUCUAGAGAGGAGGCACUGGCAUCAGUUCUGGCUGCUGAAGCUGUUGAUCUUCCUGUUGAUGGUGCAAAUAUAAAUUACCAUGAACAACUGACACCCAUAACAGAGUCUAAGCCAACAUUUUAUGAAGAAUCAAGUUUGGUUGGGAGCUUUGUACACCGUGUAAAAACUCAGUGCACCCAGAUUGCACACUGGGUUAGUGCUUUAUUGGGAAAUAAGGACUCCUUUGAAGAAUCUUUUGGCACCCUCACCAGAGAUCAGUUAAAUCUACGUAAACUACUGGUGGUUGCAACAAGCAGUGGCAAGAUUCUGGGAAUUGACAGCUGGAAUGGAGAUGUUGUAUGGAGCAUUUAUGUAUCUAAUUUGGCUCCGCUACAAGGGAACAAAUUGCUGUUGUACUCUCAAAGGACCUCUGCUCAUUUUCCACACCAUCCUCAAUGUGUUGUUGUUGGCAGACAUAAGGUUACUGGUGAAGGUCUGUUAGUAGUGUUCAACCCCAUCUCAGGAGUGAGCGUUGAUGAACGUGGAGUUAUCAUCAGUUUAGGGUAUCAUCUCACCCAGGCAUUCCUCAUGCACCAGUCAGACGAACAAUAUCUCAAGCCCCUUCUCUUGGUUGAUACAACACUGACUCCACACAUGUUCCCUGCAAGUGGAGAAUCCGUUUUGCUGAAGCACAAGGACGUAACAUUCCUGCAUAUGGCUCUGCCUGGUACCAAUGUCCUUACUGGAUAUUCCUUGAGGUUUUCACAACCAGGGGCACUUACAUUAACUGAAGUAUGGAAAGUUUCUUUGGGUGGUGGACCAAUAACUGGAGUGUAUGGGAAACUUGCUGCUGAAAAGGUACAUUCCCCAGGGCGAGUACUUGCAGAUCGUUCUGUACUUUACAAGUACGUCAACCCAAACCUUGCUGUGGUGAUCACCCAGGGAUAUGAUCAUAUUACCAAGAAUUCUAUGACCUUGUACCUGGUAGACACCGUAACUGGAGCCGUGAUUGAAUCUGUAUCCCAUAAGAAAGUGUCUGGUCCAAUUCAUAUUGUACAUUCUGAAAACUGGGUUGUCUACACACUUUUCAAUGAUAAAUAUAGGCGAUUUGAGGUUACAUCUUUGGAGCUGUAUGAAGGGUUAUCGCAAGCAAAUGCUUCUGCCUUUUCAUCUUUCAGUGGACAUUCAACUCCACUUUUAGAACGACAAGCAUACAUCAUGCCUCUUGGGGUCCAAGCAGCAGCACAUACUACUACUGAAAAAGGAAUAACAACAAAAUUUAUUCUCUUUGCCUUACAGUCUGGAGGUGUAGUUCAAAUGUCUAAAUGGUUGUUGGAUCCCCGGCGGCCUGUCACUGGUGGUCCUAGAGAAGAGGGUCUGGUACCAUAUGUACCUGAAUUGAGAUUGUUACCACAAGAGACCAUCACCUAUAAUCACACACUCCCUCGUAUCACUGGCAUUUACACUGCCCCCACUGGAUUAGAAUCUGCAUGCUUAGUUCUUGUUUAUGGUUUAGACUUGUUUUAUACACGAGUUUUUCCAAGCAAGAUGUUUGAUUUGCUAAAAGAUGACUUUGAUCACUAUUUAAUUGUUGGAGCUCUCUUAGCACUUUUAGCAGCCGCAGUAAUUACCAGGAAGUUAGCCCAGAAGAAAGCUCUAAAACAGGCUUGGAAGUAACAAGAAAAGUAACUUGAUGAAGCUGUUUGGUUUGUAUACUUAAACGGAGGUCUCACUAGUCAUUUCCAUAAAAGUUACUUUUGUUAUAUGUUUUUUAAAGCAAGACUUUAAGCCUCUGGAGGUUACACAAAAUAUACAUUUUACAUUGAACUUAUAUAUUCUAAUUUUAUGUAAAUGGUUGCCUAUAUAUAAUGAGAAUCUUUGUGAACAUGAUUUUAAAUUAUAUGCAUUUCUAUAUGAAUCUGUUAAAUUAUAGUUGAGGAAAUCCACAGACUUGUUACAUAAUACACAGUGUUGUGUAUAUUUGUGCGUGCAUUGUUUCAUAUUAACCUUGCCUGAGAAACUUUGGAACUGUAAUGAAUACAAUUUCUUACAGUAGGUCAAGAGAAGGAAGGAUUUUUGAAAAAUAUUUUGUAGUAAAUGUAAUACUGUAUUUAAGGUGUACUAUGAUUCUCCUUCAUGCUGAGUUUGGGAAGGAGGAAAAUGUAUUUAAUUUAAUUCAAUAAUGAGUUUAUAUAAUAUAAUCCAUUAAUGCAGAAUCAGUCUCAACAGUAUGUCUAAGUAUAAAGAAGAAAAAUCAAGUGUAUCAAUCAACAUUGCUUUACACUGGUUUGUGUUUAGUGUAAACGUUCCAAUGCCUUUUUGGAGUAAUGCAUCAUUACUCGUAAUCAUAUUCAUUUAUUAAAUUAUUUGUAUUGUAUAUGUAUGUAAAUAUAAAUGAAUAUGAAUGUAACAGACUCAUAGAUCUAUACAAAUUUAGUAUUGAUUUUCUAAUAUUUGUGAUGGCAUGCAUGUGCCCACAGUCUUUUGUUACUAUACGCCUUUCCUUAGUCAUUGAGCUACAAGGGAGACUCAGAAGGAAUGGUUGUUAACAUACCAUCAUAGCCAAAUUAAUUAAACUUUAUUACUGGAGUGAACAGUAGUGAAUUAAUACAGACAAAAUAUGUAAAUGGCAUGGUACAUUUGUGCAUUUUUGUGCACUGUACAAUAUCUCACUAAAGUAUUGUAGAAGAGCUUGCAUUACUGUACAUAACAGUAAUUCUGUUAACGCAAAUAUUUGUUGUUUUGAGAAUUUAGUCCAUAGGCUCUGACACAGAAGUGAGGGUAUUUCUUACUGUGGGUAUAUUGAAGCAGGAAAGUCCAAAACCUUUUGUGUUCUCCACAGGAUCCUUUUACAUAGCAUCCAAAUCCCAAUUUUGUUUGGUUACUUCACAUGAUGCAUAUACAGUAUGUAUAGCAUAUGGAUAUUUAUUUGCAUUUCUACUCACAUGAUAAAGGAGUGAGAUGUGUGCAUAAUGUGAAGUUUUAGACCUCUUACGCCUCAGCGGCUGUGGUAGUUCAGUAGAACGUAAGGGUUUUAGUUUUAGCAUUUUCUUGGGCUAGAUGAAAAAUUAAUACUUGCAUUUUUUAUUAUGUAUAUGUAUAUAGUACAUAACAAGGGAGGCAGAUCAAACACAGCAAGUAAUAAAAAGCAUAAUUUGAUGGAGUUAUGGGGAGGCAUUAUCUAAAACUAGGAUUUCUUUUAGUUUAGACUACAACUUAAAUAUUUAGCCAAAGAAACAGAAGAGAAUGCUACACAGAUAGGUGUGAAGAGAUAGCAAGCAUUAAGAUUAUUUUGAGAUAUGUAUAUUAAUUUUUUUAUAUUUACUGUACAUAAAUUCACUACAUCACGAUCUAUCUUUCAUAUUAAUUUCUUUGGCUUACAGUUUAUUGUUUAGUCUUUGCCUCUCAUAUCAUGCAGUUCAUAUGUAUAUGUUUGUAACAUGUAAAUUUUGUAAUUAUAUAUGUAAUAACUCACUGUUUUGUGUAGUUUCAUGAAUCACACCAUUCAUGAUGUCAACGUGGAUGUGUUUAUGUAAAUACCUUCCCAAUUAUUUGUAUUCAAGUUCAGUUGGUUCAAAGAUGUCAGUUGCAUGGAGACUCAUAUUAGUGCAAUAAUGGUCAAUACAGGUCAUUCAAACCUCAGAGACCUAUAUUUUAUCAUGUAUAAAUGAAACUUAAGCUAAAUUCCUACAGUUCAAGAAUUUUGAAAUUAAAGUUGCCUGGGUAAUGGUAACUAAGCAUGAGUAAAUUGAAAGUAUGCUGAUGGGUAUGUUUGAUGAUGUUCCAGAUGAUCUUUACAUUUGUUCAAAAAUUAAGAUUUUUUUUUUCAUUUUGUGAGACUUUAGGGGCCUUCUUUUUCACAAUGAAAUGGGAUAGUGGGAACAAAUUUGAUAGCUAUCAAUCAAAAUUCUAAUUCUCCUUAACCAAUUUAUUACCUUAAUAUUACAGAAUGAAAAAUACUCAAACUUAUCCCCAGCUCAUCAGACCUAUCCUCAUAACCCUAUAUCUAACUUAACCUAACUUAAAAUUACAUGAUGUUUUCCGACCACCUAAGAAUCUAAACUUAUUUCCUUAAAUAAAAAAAAAUUGUGACGACCAUUUAAAAAACUAUAUGUAAUACUAUUGUUCUUAAUCUUUCACUUUUCCAAUGUUCGAAAGAUAAGUCUGACUUGUCCCCACUGUGGAUUAUCCAGCAAAGAUUGAGAACUAAAGUUCGAAUUUGGCAAACCACUUCACCGUUAGUCCAAUUCACACUUUCUGCACUCCUCUUCUCAAAUACCAUACUAUCCUUUGUAAUACUUGAUUCUGUUAAUAUUCAAGAGAGGUGGGCAUCCAAGUGAAGGUGGACAUCUAUGCGAAGGUUGGUAUUCAAGUAAAGGUGGGCGCCACACGCUCACUCAUCCCUGUUUAUCAAAAUGCAAUGAAAAAAGAAAGAAAACAGACAUUAAUUAAACAAUCCCUCACCCACAAGAACAAGAAAGGCUUUUAUUAUGUCAAAAUACUCCCUGAUAAAGCUGGUUAUAGCAGGUCCUUGACACUUUUGGUUAGAUUUUCUUUAGUCAGUUACAAUCAUUUAUCCCCUCGCAGUUACAAAUCAUGUCUUCUUUAGCUUCAGAAAUUUGUCCUCUAGCAGUUACUUUGUUGUCUUCAAGUAACCUCACUUGGUCAAACCAUGUUUUUUGUACUUUGUAUACUCCUCAAAGGGAAUGAGAGGAAAAUAGUAGUUUACAAACUUGACUCCCUUUCUGUCAGCAACAGUAGCCAAGAAUUUCAAAGAGCAUUCCUUUCUUUUAGAGUUGUACGAACUACCAUAUCAUAAAUUCCUAAUAAUUCAGGACUUACCUGAUUACUUGAAACUUACAUGCACUAUAUUCUUCAUUAAAAAAUAAUGCUUUCUUUAGUUAUUUUGUUGUAACAAUCUCAUUUUUAUAAAUGUAAGUUAAUUUGGGUUUUUAUCUAAGACAGACUAUUAAAUACAAAUAUCUUUUGAUAAAUGGAUAUUGUUAAGGUUCACAUGAAGAAAGGAAAUAUUGAUGUGUAUGUGAAAACAUCAUUUAUGUAUGUAAAAUUUUUUCCAUUUCUCCCUGACAGUAUGAUAUUGCUACUGAAGAGGGGAUCCUAAUAGUACAUGAUAAUAUUGUAAAUACUUUAGCAUUUAACAUCCUUUGCAGACCAGAACAUAAUUUUAUCAUUCAGGUUUGCUGCUAGCAAUACACAUUGUAUAUCCAGUGAGAAAUUAUAUUGCUAAAAAGGUAACUGAUAAUUCAUUUGUAACAUAAUAGGUGCUGGAAGCAGAAGAAUGUAGGAUAUUGUAUAUUUGACAAGGCACCAACCUGUGGUGCAUGCCCAUACAGUUGUUUAUAGUAUGUGGUACUGAUAGACUUAAAAUAUUGUACACUUUUUGAUUAUGGACUGGUAUUUUUAUCUUGCUUUCUUGUCCAAGGAACAGGAAAAGUUGUGUAACACUGAUCAAAAUUGCUAGAACAGCUUACAUUAAUAACAGCAUAGGUGUGUCAUUUCCAGUAGUGCACCUCAUAUCCUGUAAUAACUGUUGGUACAGUUAUCGUUGUACAUUGUACAUUAUCUCAUAACAUACUAGGAUUAUAUCCAUGAGUCUACUAUGGCUGAUGGCAACAAAUGAUAAGCUUAAUAGUUUAUAGCUGCUGUGAAAGUGUAUGAUAUACAGUAUACAGUGACAUGAAAAACCAUAAGCAGCUGAAUUGUUAUGCAGUAGUUGAAGAAUGGAAUAAUGAUGUUUUAUUUACAAACACCUUAUAUCACACAUUUGUAAAAUGUUUCCUAAGACCUUCAGUUACUUGUCAGUCCAAGGAUUUUUUUAUGAAUUGUCAUAUCCACUCUUAUAUUGUAAAAGUAGCUGACCUUCUUUGGUCUUAUGCAAAUUAUUUGUGUAUUUAAAGACAAUCUUUUUGUUUUUUUAGGUAAUGGGCAGCAAUCUUAAAGAAAAUGUCUGAAAAUGUAUAUACGUUUGUGUCUGAAGUAACAUUCCCAUUAAUUGUUAAUGGUAUUAAACACAGUUGUGUCACAUAGAAGUAGAAAAGUUUAUUCUUUUCCUAUACAGUAUUACUUUCAAGUUUUAGAAGUUAUUCUUCACAACAGUAGAAAGUAGUGAUUUUUAGCAGUGACUUCUGUUCUAUUGUUUUCACAAAAGCUCUUUCUAAUUGAAGUAAGUGUUUCCAGUUUAUAUUAAAACACAACUUAACACAUACAAGGAGAUUUUCUUGUUUGCAUUUUUCUUACAUGUACUCUAGGGUAUUGUACAUGCAAAAUGUAUGGUAAACAUAUUUUAGAUGUAUUGAUUGUGUAAGAACAUUUUUAAUAAAAGUUGUUCUCUUG